Molecule: messenger RNA, 1502 nt
Organism: Colius striatus (speckled mousebird)
Lineage: Eukaryota; Metazoa; Chordata; Aves; Coliiformes; Coliidae
Gene: CDPF1
Product: cysteine rich DPF motif domain containing 1
Exons: 4
Coding region: 400-774 (124 amino acids)
Source: RefSeq, a predicted model, not a curated record
GGUGGGCAGAAACCGGGGCGGCCGUGGCUGAGCCGGGCUGCGGCUUUUCCCCGCGUCGCCGGGGGGCCCGGCCCUUUCCAGCAGCCGGGCCGCAGGGCCCAGGCUACGCCGGAAACCCGAGCUCCCCGAGAACAGGGGCCGCUAACCGGGAGUGUCGUUAGGACAGAGGAGGAAUGGCUUUUCAGUGUCUCUUCAGCAGGCUGCCCUCCUGGGGUCUGAAAAAGCUGCUGCUUUACUUCAUAGCAGCCGGGAUCUCUCUCCGGAAGACGGAUGGUGACAGCCCUCCUUAGGACAGGACCCAGACCGGCUCGUCUGUUGCUGCCGAAGCAGAACACAACACAGGGUUUCUCCGUCACGGGAGACCACGAGCAGACCAAGCCGUGCAGCAGAGGUAGCUAGAUGGAUGCUCCCAAAGAAAUUCAGCCUACAGGAGACUUCACAUGUCAGCUGUGUGGCUUAACAGCUCCAUACACGUACUAUGGGCACAAGCCACCCAACAAAGGUUCCAUUGUGCUUUUGGAAGACGCCUAUGUCAUGAAGGAUCCUUUCACCCCUGACAAGGACAAAUUCCUCAUCCUUGGGUCUCACUGCAGUUUGUGUAGCAGAUCGGUGUGCGUUGGUGCAGAAUGUAGUCUGUUCUACUCCAAAAGGUUUUGCCUCCCCUGUGUGAAAGAAAACUUAAAGGCCUUUCCUUUGGAAAUACAAGAAGAUAUGAAUAAAAGGAAGCCCCAGCAAAAAUCCUUCUCCUGUAAAAAAAGGGAUAAAAGAACAUAAAUGCUGAAGGAUCCAAGACAGCUCUGUGGCUGAGGUUUCUACUCUCUCCUGUUGGAGACUAUCAUGUUGCUCCCUUGAAAGAAAUGACCUUCAUGGGCUCACUACUACAGAGCACAGUAGCACAUUUCCUUACAAUUGGUUUGGCUUCAGACAUCACCAUGCAGUGACUGCAGUGCCAGCAGUGUGGCCCUGAAAGUGUUAACAGCCAGGAAGAAAGGCAGACAAGCCUGCUGUCACCAUGUAAAACACGUGCACUGAAAAACUAAACAGCUUAUAACACAAGAACUGUGUCCAAAUUUUCUCAUUUGUUAUAUUAAUCUUUUUUGUGGUCCUUGACUGCCCUACAGUAUUGUAAAAUCUGAGACAGAUUUAUCUGGUUUAAUUCAGUGUACAUCACUUGUUAACCUGUCAGUGCUGUCCUGGUUAAGAUUACAGUGGAAAGGAUUCAAAACUUUGUCUAAAAUAAAACUUAGGAGAACAUGUCACAGAGAAUACUAUGACAGCAUUAAAACUUCUGAAGGAGGAGGCUCUUAUAAUAAAAUGCUGAUAUAAUUUAAAAAAAAAAGAAGAUACUUACAUGUCAUUUGCACUUCCACUCCUUCUUCCAGUUAUGUCAACACAGCAAUAGGAGAGGACUAGUUUGUGUUUAUCUAGUUUAUGUUUUACAAGUGCAAAUGUCCUCACUUCUGCAUCAGUUAAUCUGGAAAUAAAAGAGUUUAGCAAGUAAA